This is a messenger RNA of Diaporthe amygdali, 2988 nucleotides long. RefSeq names its product cytokinesis regulator. Bases 1 to 2988 code for a protein of 995 amino acids. NCBI's taxonomy places the organism in Eukaryota, Fungi, Ascomycota, Sordariomycetes, Diaporthales, Diaporthaceae. Gene Ontology annotation, molecular function: GTPase activator activity. Gene Ontology annotation, cellular component: mitotic spindle pole body; SIN/MEN two-component GAP complex. Gene Ontology annotation, biological process: regulation of Ras protein signal transduction; mitotic spindle orientation checkpoint signaling. The transcript has 2 exons. The record is from RefSeq and is a predicted model, not a curated record.
AUGGAGACGUUACGGCUGAAACAGCGGAAACCGGUCGAGGAAGUUGUUGAAAACUGGGACGAUGACGACUUUUUAAUUGAUGGCGACGAUCUGGCUCUGCGAAAUCCUUCCACCGCGGUCAAUGCGCCCCCGCAUCGACGUGACAGCCUAUCGUCACAUGUCUCCAUGCGGUCUGAGAUGGAGUCGAUCCAAGGGGAAGACGAAAGGGUAGUUCACCUCCCCGGCGAAGAUGAGAACUCUACGUCGCAUGCUAUUGCAAUCGCCGCAAACGCUGGCAUCCCAAUACCGAGUAGUGUGCCCUCGACAGCUUUGGCAGGCACCAUCAAGAGACUCGGCGGCCGGAAAGUUAGGAAGAUAUUGCAGGAAGACUGGGGUGACGACCUCAUGUUGCCCGACGGAGCUGACGGCCUGCGCAUCAAGACGCAGGAUCCCACCAAAUUCCCCCAGGCCUUGAGACAGGUCAGCUCUUCAUACCUGAGCCCAUCCAAGCCGCUCAAUUCACCACCUGUGCUGGGACCAGAACAGCCCAUCAAGACCCCCGCACAGACCCUCGGCCCACCUAUCAACCUGGACAGAUUCAAAGACACAGAUGACGACGACGACUUGUUUGGUGACGGCAGUGAAACGAUCAAGGUGUCUAAGACGCGCCAAGUCAUUAAGCCGGCACUACCAGCAGUAAAGGCUAAAAUGCCCGAAUCUCGCGGCCAUGGGGACAACGACUACGAACAGGAUUUGGAGCUGCCCUCGGACGGAACAUUAAAACUCUCUUCCCGUCGCGACAUACCGAAAACCCCGGUCAGCGCCCAUGACGAUUUCGAUUGGGGAGAAGGAAGCCUUGGGACCCGCUUCGGCGGUACGAGAAGAGACGGCCGGUCCAACCGGAGCUCUUCUGCCUCAGCAUUCAGUCCGAGCAUCUCGAGCUCCAUCACGGCUGAGAGCGAGGACGAGGCACAGCUUGACGGAAUUGAGCUACCCCACGGCCCGCUGGACUUGAAGGAGAGGCUGAGGAGGAAGCGUCAGAACCGCUCACCGGAACGCACCAUCGAAGAGGAGCCCGCGCUACCGCCGAGGUCUGUGCCACAGCCCGAAGCUGAUACCAAAGAUUUCUUCCUCGAUCUGAACGUUGGCGAUGGUUCCGUCUUUGACUCGGGCAAGCUGAAGCUCCACACCAAUGUGAAGCUGAAGUCGACGCGGCCUACAAGCCCCGUGCGCCCCAAGACAGCCGUGUCUCUGACGUUCACCAACAAGCCCGUCCAGGCCACCUCACGUCUACCACGGCCGACUAGCAGCCACCACGAGAGGACGCACACCCAGUCCUCUCUAGAGCCCGUUUCGGAGAGUGGAGGCCCUAUUAUUUCUCGCCCGACGAGGAGGUCCCAAUCCCGGCUCGGUCACAUGUCCCAGUCUUCACAAUCCUCCACGGCGAGCGGCAGCACCCCUAUCACCCCUUCCGCUCCGGCCUUCUCCGGUCCUACGACGCCGCAGAAGAGACAGGUUGGCCAGAAGAGCUCGACGGUCUCGCUCCGGAACGAACCGACCACCACCAACGCUCAGCUGCUACGCCUGAAGCGAUCGCUGCCGGCCAUGAGGCCACCCGGGUCACCGGCAAGGCCAAUGACAGCGCGAGGCGCCGAACGCCCGCCAUCGAGAACAGAAGUGGCUUCUCGACCUACGUCAGGUAUCAGACCCAAGACCCCUGUCGAUCGAAACCGUCAUUCUUUCGGAGAGAAUUCAGCCGCACAGGCGAGGAAACCGUUUGUGCCUGCAGGCGGCUCAAGCUUGCAGUCUUACAACGUCAAUGCCAAGAGGCCGUUCCGCCGUCAUGAUUCAGACCUUUCGAAUGACACAAGACCCACUUCACGCGCGGUGUCGCGUUCGACUGUGAGAUCGCCCAGUCCAGUUAAGCGCGAUCGGAAACUCGAGAAACUCGCCCGUGCAGGAGCACGAUUGCCUCUGAGUCUCCCAAAGCGCCCCAGGCACUUCGGAGACGGUCACGAACUUGACGCCUUUGACGACUUGCCGACGUCUGCAAAGACGGAAUCUGAAUUCAUUAAGCAGCCAAAAUACCCCAGCCCACAGUACCCUACACAGUUCCGGAACAAGGUUAUGCAGCACUUGUUGCCGGGGAGGACGAAUUCCCCUGCACCGUCCUCGCCCCACUCACCUGCGAGGUCCGAGUACCUGCCCCGGUUUGCACGUGACACGGCGUCGAGUAGGAUCGCCAGAGAGGCAAAUCUUGCGCAUCGAGUUCCCUCUUCAGGUCCGCUCGCUCCUCUAACGACGCAACGCGUUGCACAGCUUUCUACGAGAAGCAACCUGCAUCAGCCACAACCCAGCGUCAAGCCAAAGAGGGCCGCUAAAAAGCAGCCCCAGCUUAAGCCACACCUAAUUGCCAAUCUCAAUUCCUCCAACGAGUCAAAAAUGGUCAAUGGCAUGUUUUACAACCCCGAGACUUUCCAAUGGGAGGGCAAUGACAACGCUCUGAGCUCUUUUGACGUGCCUGCAUCGUCGCCAUCCACCGUCUCGGUGCCACCAUUCACAGUUCGGGAGAAGGAGAAUGCCACGCCCAGACCUGCACUGAUCACUAAUAUUAGUACUACGAAGGGGGUGCAGGUCGUUGGAGGCAUGGUGUUCGACCCCCAGAACAUGUGCUGGCUCAAACUCGGUCCCCAAUCAGCCCAGUCGGAGAUCACUGAUCCACUUGAUGGGUUCAAUGCCAUUGAUGACGAGGAUGAUGUCUUCAAAGAUAUCCCUGAUCUGGACGACAAUACCGCCGAUACGACUGAGACUGGACGCGUGAGCGAAGUCAAGGAUGACUGGCUUGUCGGCGAAGAGUUUGAUGUUGGUCCCGAGUUCGUCAGAAGACAGCGUGAAGAAGAGGAAAGAUGGCGUAAGAAAUGCGAGAGGUGGCUGGGCCUAGGUAAUCGGGACCGCGAGGCCUGGCGAUGGACCAUCCGUGGUGUGAUCACUGAAGCCACGGAGCGGUAA